AUGGUUGACGCACCGCCUCCUUCAUUAUCCGAACUUAUGCGAAUGGUAGCUGAGCUACAACAAGUCAAUCAGCGAAUGGCUGACGAGAACCAAAUAAUGGCUGCCCAAAUUGCUGAAAUAAAUCAUGCUCGGAUUGAGCACAACGAUGCUCACCGCCAGCAAUCAGAAGACGAGGAACAUCAGUCCCAACCCACUCAUGUUUCGGAGACCGCUCGACACGAGGAGCCACGGCCCGAAGAUGAAAAAGAAGAGUCCGAAGACCCUGUGGGUCCCUUCACGGACGAAGUUAUGAACUUCGAACUGCCGAAGAGAUUCACUCUGCCGCUGACCCUCACGCCUUAUGAUGGACUCGGAGACCCGAGGAAGUUUCUAAAGAAAUUCCGAUCAAUAAUGAUCGUCAAUGGUGCAUCAGAUACAGUUUUAUGUCGUUGUUUUCCAAAUUAUUUAGACGGUCCUUCACUUGAUUGGUUUUGUGCUUUGCCUGCAGGUUCCAUUUCGCGUUUUCAUCAGUUGGCGAAGUUAUUUGAAGAGCAUUUCGCCGGAUCCGCAAUAUACUUGCACGAUUCCGAUUACUUGAACACCAUCAAGCAAGGACCAAACGAAAGCUUAAAGGAAUACAUGACACGCUUCACUAAGGUCGCGAUCAGCAUACCAGACCUCCACCCCGAGGUCCAUCUGCACGCAAUUAAAAGUGGUCUCCGACCUGGAAAGUUUCAGGAGACAAUCGCAUUCAACACUAAGAGAGAAGACAUAAUCAAAGAGAUCUUGAACUCAAAACUAAUAAAGCCACCAAGAAAGGCAAGUACAUACCAAGAUGCAAAGAACGUGGACAAAUCAAAAUAUUGCGCUUUCCACCAGAAACAUGGCCACAACACUAAUGAUUGCGUUGUCGCAAAAGACCUUCUAGAGCGACUAGCAAGACAGGGACACCUCGACAAAUACAUUGGUAGUCAUAUCCAAAAGCGCGGACCAAGCUCCGCAACAAACGACCUCUCUGAACAAAGCCGAGGAAAAGAGAAGGCAUCUUCAAGCCAAUAUGAAAGACCACGAGGUAUAAUCAAUUGUAUUUCAGGAGGAUACGCCAGUGGAGGAUACUCGAACUCGGCGAGGAAAAGAUCGUUCAGAGCCAUAUGUUCGGCAAACGGACCACAACAAAGCGCAACAGUCACCAGUCCACAACCCGAAGUCACUUUCACAUACGCCGACUUCAACUCCAGUAUACAAAAUUUGGACGACCCUGUGGUGAUCAACCUUCAGCUAGGAGAUCUAUUAGUGAAAAAAGUUCUCUUGGACCCGGGGGCAGUGCCGAUGUCCUGUUUUACUCCACAUUUCAAAAGAUGA
Arachis duranensis is the source of this 1341-nucleotide messenger RNA. RefSeq lists its product as uncharacterized. The coding region runs from base 1 to 1341 and encodes 446 amino acids. The record is from RefSeq and is a predicted model, not a curated record. The transcript has 2 exons. Lineage: Eukaryota; Viridiplantae; Streptophyta; Magnoliopsida; Fabales; Fabaceae.